Molecule: messenger RNA, 1182 nt
Organism: Linnemannia hyalina
Lineage: Eukaryota; Fungi; Mortierellomycota; Mortierellomycetes; Mortierellales; Mortierellaceae
Source: the annotation of a GenBank genome assembly
AUGACAAAAUCGCAGCACCCAGACAAGAUCAACGGAUACUUCAAGUCCGAUAUCUCGCGCUCGGACCUUGGUGACUACUUGAUUUGUAGCGGACAAUCAGAUACUGCGUUUUUAAAUGACCUUGCCGACCUGCAAAAUAUCAAGCGCUUGCCAGGAGACAUCUCUAUGUUUGCACACGCGCUGUACAAGUACUACGAGGGUGACUUAGGAAAGGAAAAGGUCGAACUGGUCAGGGUCAAUGCCCACAAGGAGCUCGGCACACCUAUGCUCAACAGUAUGGAACUUAUCAGUUUGAAAAUGGCCGCUGGGAACGAGUUGGACCUCGAGAUCGCUGGAGGGUGCUCGCCGCAAAUAGAGCCAUGCAACCCUUUCUUGGUGCCUCCGCCUAUCACGACAUCGUCCUCUGCCCUAUCUCCGCGUAAUUCUACAGCACGCCCUGCAGUCUCUUCUAUCCUCAGCAAUGCAUCAUUAUCCACGAGCACAAGCAGUAUCUCAGGAGUCACGACCGCAAAGGAAUCCACGGGAGGGGUUCACGGUGCCGCUAAGGAUCACUGCCUGGUAGCAGGUUUUGAGGAUCACGCAUGCAACACGAUCCUUGUCGUGUACUUGCCUGUCAUGCACGAGAAGGGGGCCGAGUACCUACAUCGUAGGCUAAUCACAGAUAGAGGAAAGUUCGCUAGCGAUUAUCUUGAUGGUCCCUCCUUGUCCCCGACGGCCGUGCUGCGAGACCAAGUUCUUCACAUCCUUCUCGAGAUCUGCUAUGGCGAGAUCUCAGAGGCUUACCGGAAGGUCGACUUCCUUCUCGCAUUUGAGAGUAUUGAGCUGUCCAAUGUUGAGUUCAAGCUCCGGGACGCCUUGGACAAGGAGAUUGCGAUCCUUAAUCGCAAGAAUAUUCGCCUUGCCCACGCGUUGCAGGAAGCCCACGGCAGACACGGCGCCGGUGACGUGUCUGUGUAUAUGGCCGAUGUGAUAGCACUACGCUACCCUACUUCUAAGAGCAUGAAUGUUCUCAAGUAUGCACGGGCCUAUUGCGCGGUACUGGAGGAAUACGACCUUGAGUAUCUCAUCAGAAAACUGGCCAUUGACCGUGGUCAAUUAUUGUCGUCCCAUCCUCUAGAUGAAAACCUAACAAAGGCCGUGGUCACCAAGGAAAAGGUCCUUCGAGUAUUGGAGAAGCUGUAG